Messenger RNA from Balearica regulorum gibbericeps (East African grey crowned-crane), 1295 nucleotides. NCBI's taxonomy places the organism in Eukaryota, Metazoa, Chordata, Aves, Gruiformes, Gruidae. The record is from RefSeq and is a predicted model, not a curated record.
CGGCCAGUUUGCCAUUGUACGAAAAUGCCGGGAGAGGAAAACAGGUCUGGAAUACGCGGCCAAAUUCAUCAAGAAGCGUCGACUGUCGUCCAGCCGUCGGGGCGUGAGCCGGGAGGAGAUCGAGAGGGAGGUGGACAUCCUGCGGGAGAUCCAGCACCCCAACAUCAUCACGCUGCAUGACAUCUUCGAGAACAAGACGGACGUGGUGCUGAUCCUGGAGCUGGUCUCGGGUGGCGAGCUCUUUGAUUUCCUGGCUGAGAAGGAGUCUCUGACGGAGGAGGAGGCCACCCAGUUCCUCAAGCAGAUCCUGGACGGGGUGCACUACCUGCACUCCAAGCGCAUCGCCCACUUUGACUUGAAGCCGGAGAACAUCAUGCUGCUGGACAAGAAUGUGCCAAACCCUCGCAUCAAACUCAUCGACUUUGGGAUCGCCCACAAGAUUGAAGCUGGGAAUGAAUUCAAGAAUAUAUUUGGGACCCCGGAGUUUGUAGCUCCGGAAAUUGUGAACUACGAACCCCUGGGGCUGGAGGCCGACAUGUGGAGCAUUGGGGUCAUCACUUACAUCCUGCUGAGCGGAGCCUCCCCCUUCCUGGGGGAAACGAAGCAAGAGACCCUGACCAACAUAUCUGCCGUCAACUACGACUUCGACGAGGAGUAUUUCAGCAACACCAGUGAGCUGGCCAAGGACUUCAUCCGCCGCCUGCUUGUCAAGGACCCCAAGAAGCGGAUGACCAUCGCUCAAAGCCUGGAACACCCUUGGAUUAAGGUGAUCAAGAGGAGGAAUGUCCGCAAUGAAGACAACUGCAAGAAACCCGAGCGCCGCCGGUUGAAGACCACGCGCCUGAAGGAGUACACCAUCAAGUCCCACUCCAGCAUGCCGCCAAACAACACGUACAUCAACUUUGAGCGCUUCUCCAAGGUCAUGGAGGAGGUGGCUGCAGCCGAGGAGAGCCUCCGAGAACUGGAGAGGAACAAGAAGUCCUUCCAGGAGGACAUCGAGGCCCUGCUGUCCAUCUAUGAGGAGAAAGAGUCGUGGUACAAGGAGGAAAACGAGAGCAUCAGCCAGGACCUUCGCCAGAUCCAGCAGGAGCUGCAGAAGACGGAGGCCCUGAAGAAGCAGGCACAGGAGGAGACCAGGAAUGUGGUGCAGGCGACCAACGGCCUCAAGAGGCGUUACCGAAAGCUGGAGAACCACUAUGAAGCGUUGGCCAAGCAGGUGGCCUCGGAGAUGAAGUUCGUCCAGGAGCUGGUGUGGUCCAUUGAGCGGGAGAAGCUGCAGAGCGGUGAGGGAGACG